UGCCAUUGUGUUUUUCUUUCUCCUCUAGUUCAUCUGAAACGUCACUUCAUGUUCCGGAACCACUUGUGUCUGGUCUUCGAGAUGUUGUCCUAUAACCUGUACGACCUGCUGAGGAACACCAAUUUCCGCGGCGUGUCUCUGAACCUGACGCGCAAGUUUGCUCAGCAGCUGUGCACCGCGCUGCUCUUCCUGGCCACGCCUGAGCUGAGCAUCAUCCACUGUGACCUCAAACCCGAGAACAUCUUGCUCUGCAACCCCAAGAGAUCCGCCAUCAAGAUCGUGGACUUCGGGAGCUCGUGUCAGCUGGGACAGCGGAUAUACCAGUACAUCCAGAGCCGGUUCUACCGCUCGCCCGAGGUGCUGCUGGGAAUGCCGUACGAUCUGGCCAUCGACAUGUGGUCUCUGGGCUGCAUCCUGGUGGAGAUGCACAGCGGAGAGCCUAUGUUCAGCGGCGCUAACGAGGUCGACCAGAUGAAUAAAAUCGUGGAGGUGUUGGGUGUCCCUCCCAAUCAUAUUCUGGAGCAGGCGCCUAAAGCCAGGAAGUUCUUUGAGAAGAUGUCUGACAGCACGUGGUGUGUGAAGAAGACCAAAGAUGGCAAAAGGUAUAAACCCGCAGGCUCCCGGAAGCUGCACAGUAUUUUGGGCGUGGAGGCGGGUGGCCCCGGCGGGCGGAGAGCCGGUGAGUCGGGUCACGCCGUCGCAGACUACCUGAAGUUCAAAGACCUGAUCCUGCGGAUGCUGGACUACGACCCCAAGACCCGCAUCCAGCCGUAUUACGCUCUGCAGCACAGCUUCUUCAAGAAGACCGCUGAUGAAGGCACCAACACCAGCAGCAGCGUGUCCACGAGUCCGGCGCUGGAGCAGUCGCAGUCGUCCGGAACCACGUCCAGCACCUCCUCCAGCUCAGGAGGAUCGUCUGGAACGAGCACCAGUGGCCGCGCCCGCUCCGAUCCGACCCAUCAGCACCGGCACAGCGGAGGACACUUCAGUGCAGCGGUGAGCAUGGACUGUCACAACCUCUGCCCGCAGGCGAGACAGGGCUUCGCUCCGGCGCUGGGUUGGGUGGGAGGAGACGGACUCCAGCAGGCGGCCGGAGAGACGCACCCCGUCCAGGAGACCACCUUCCACGUGCCGCCACACCAGCCCAAGGCUCUGCACCCCCAUCAUCAUCAUCACCACCACCACCACCACCCACCGCAGCAGCACGCCCCGGGACCCGCCAGGCCCCGGCCCCGCCUCUACUCGCCCUCUCACAGCGCCUCCACGCAGGACUCCAUGGAGGUGACCCACGGCCACCUCUCCAUGACCUCGCUGUCUUCCUCCGCCUCGUCCUCGUCCACGUCCUCGUCCUCCACCGGGAACCAUCACUACGCCUACCAGAGCCGCCUGGGCUUCGGCCACAACGGCAGCAUGACUUUGGGACUGGGUGCCUUCUCCAACCCGCGACAGGAGACGGGCGUGCCGGGUCACCCCUCGAACUCUGGGCCGGGCCACUACAUAGCUGAGACUCACAUGGGCCUGCGGCCGGGCCUGGAGCGCGAGGAGUCGCCCAUGGCGGGCGUGUGUGUGCAGCAGAGCUCGGUGGCCAGCUCCUGACUAUCCUAGCCUGAGAGCGUGCGUUUGUUGGGAUUAAAGCUGCUGGAACGGGACGAGAGCCACCCGCGGACGCUUGACACGAGGCUUUCCUCGUCUGACCUUUGCUUCUGUUCUCCGAUUCUCAGAUGGUUUCAGAUGCUCGUGCGCACGGGAGCGAGAGCGUCACGGCCGACCCACCCCAAUCCCCCCACCGCGCUCGCGUCUUUUCUUCUUCACGUCGUGUGCUUCGAGCAGAGCUUUCCCAGAGUGCAAUGAGACCCCUGUGACGGCGCGUGCGGCCGCGGGCAGCGCUUCUUUAAAAUGGCCUUAUCGUUACGGACUGAAUGAAGACGAGCCAGACGUUUCUUCUUCAAGUGACAAAAGCUUUCAUGUAUUUUUGACGUGCGAACACCCUUCAUUCACGACACGCCAAAACAGAACGGUGGUCCGAGGCCUUUCUUCACUAGAGAUCCGCAGGACUGACGGUAUCAGCGACGGCUGUGUCCCUUCCCGCUCUUCUGUUGUGCUCGGCAUGUGUGUUUUACUUUGGCCCUUUCGCUUCUUUGAUUUGGCUUCACGAUUAUGCUGUGAAUUUUACACCACUUUUGUUUCUCCCUUUUGAUAAUUUAUUGUACCAAAGGCGUUUUUUUUAUAGAACAUAGAUGUCUGCAACCAAUAAUGUAGCAGUUCUGCACUUUGAAGCAAAGGUGUGUGUCAUGUCAGUAAACGACUGUCAGAACUGGAAGUGAUGAUGUUUGAUGUGGCGGAGAGCCCAAUCCUGGACGCCAUCGCUUGCGAAAUUCUGUCGCUCUGUUUUUCUUUCUCUUCAUUUCCUCUUACCAGACGGCAGCGGCACGAGCUGCAAGCAUUUCCCGUCGGGGGUUUUGUGUUGAUUCGGCUCUCACGGGACGGUGGACGCGGAUGCUGCGAGCUGCUCGGCUGGUCCCAGAGCAGCUGGACAGUCGGAGAUCCUCUCGAAUCUCACGCAACGAAAGCAAUCCGGCAGAGACCGGGAGGGAGACGGGCUGCUCUCGAUCGCUCGCUCUCUCCGUCCGUCUGCGUGCGCGGUGGUGACGGGUGCGAGAGGGCGCACGGUUCUUUAGGGUUCCUGUGGUCACGGCAUACAGAGGGAGUCCAUGAAACAGGCUUCAGGUGUUUACUUUGUGACCCCAUUUUAAUAGCUGAAAUAGAAUUUAUGUACAUAUUUAUAUUUUUUUAAUAAAGGAAGUUUAGAACUCACUACUUUUUUCCUAAUGGUAUUUUGAGUACAUUUACGUCAACUUGGUAACAUGCAGUGGAAGUUCUCUGUGGUAGUCAAUGGGUAUCAGUGCUUCCAGGCCAAAGUAGUUGACGACGAUGACGACGCUAGUACAAAUGCAAAACUCUAGGGUUGAAGCGGGACGGAGAGUAGAUCUUCAUACUUUAAUCUUCUAGACAGGGUAUCGUGUGUGGAUGUGUGUCCCACUCAGAACGGCAUCGGGCGGCGCUUCACAUGUUCGUAUACUCCAGCGCUGACGUAGUAUACAUAGUACAGAAAGUAAUUUUCUGUUUAGUUGUUGUUACGGCACACGCUUCAAUAAAUGGGUCCAUUUGAAAGCAGAAAUCGGCUGUGGCAGACGGGGAGUGUGUGUGUGUGUGUGUGUGUUCAGUGACUGUGUGUGUGAGAGUGUGUGUGCGUCCGU
Molecule: messenger RNA, 3257 nt
Organism: Sinocyclocheilus grahami
Lineage: Eukaryota; Metazoa; Chordata; Actinopteri; Cypriniformes; Cyprinidae
Product: dual specificity tyrosine-phosphorylation-regulated kinase 1A-like
Exons: 7
Coding region: 49-1596 (515 amino acids)
Biological process (GO): peptidyl-threonine phosphorylation; peptidyl-serine phosphorylation; protein autophosphorylation
Molecular function (GO): protein serine/threonine/tyrosine kinase activity; ATP binding; protein serine/threonine kinase activity
Source: RefSeq, a predicted model, not a curated record